UGGAAGGAUGUUGCCAUCGUCUCAAUGUUCUCACUCCCUGAUAAAGACCUCCUUGAUUUAUCUUGCCAUACUGUCAGCUCAUGUCAACUUGAAGAGGAUGACAUUCGCAUCAUUGAUCUCAAGUCUAUUCUUAGUGUGGUCGGUAUGAUCCCACAUAAACCAACUCUUCCGUCUGGUGUUACUGAGGAUCAUUAUUUCAUGGUAGAAAAGCCAGGCCUUGAUAUUGCAACGUUU
Messenger RNA from Suillus subaureus, 234 nucleotides. RefSeq lists its product as uncharacterized. The annotation marks the transcript as partial. NCBI's taxonomy places the organism in Eukaryota, Fungi, Basidiomycota, Agaricomycetes, Boletales, Suillaceae. The record is from RefSeq and is a predicted model, not a curated record. The transcript has a single exon.